UCCCAGACCGGCCCACCAAACAGCCUUAAAUGGAAGCGACAGGCAUUCAUGAAAAAAUCUACAAUUCAAUCAUGAGAUGCAAUAUUGAUAUUAGGAAAUAUUUAUUUUCAAACAUUGUGCUUAGUGGUGGCUCGACUAUGUUUCCUGGCAUAGCAGAACGUAUUAACAAAGAAAUCACUGGUCUUGCUCCAAGCAGGAUGAAGAUCGAGGUGGUUGCACCACCUGAGAGGAAGUACAUCGCUUGGAUAGGAGGAUCAAUUCUAGCUUCCCUGAGUACUUUCGAAAAAGUGUGUAUAACAAAGGGCGAGUAUGAUGAAAUUGGUCCCUCUAUUAUCCACAUGAAGUGUUUCUAAGCUUGGUGAGAACUUAAAAAAUCAUCUUUAGUUUUAUUCAUUCAAAUGAAUGCUUCAUUUCAAGUCACAGUGGCCUGUUUCUUUUGAAGCGAUACUGAAUUCUCUGAGCAAUCUGUUUUACCGUGCUAUUCUUGCUUGUUUUUGCUUUAUUGGUGCCUUUGUAAGUUAGCUAGUAUGCCGGAAACGGGUGGAUUCGUCCACUAUAAGCAAGCUUUUUAGAAGUGUGGAAUCUGGAUUAGCUUUCCUUUAUUUAAUAUUAUUUACCUGAGAAAAUAUAUCGAUAAAGUAGAUCUACAUAUUUUAUGCUUUAUAAGUUAGUUUUGAUGAUGUUAUGCUUGUUUCUGUGUUACCAGUUUGCAAGCAGUGAUUUUUGUUCUUA
Messenger RNA from Nicotiana attenuata, 732 nucleotides. Its product is annotated as actin-like. Bases 30 to 353 code for a protein of 107 amino acids. The transcript has 2 exons. Lineage: Eukaryota; Viridiplantae; Streptophyta; Magnoliopsida; Solanales; Solanaceae. The record is from RefSeq and is a predicted model, not a curated record.